Messenger RNA from Apiotrichum porosum, 1395 nucleotides. RefSeq lists its product as uncharacterized. The coding region runs from base 1 to 1395 and encodes 464 amino acids. The transcript has 4 exons. Lineage: Eukaryota; Fungi; Basidiomycota; Tremellomycetes; Trichosporonales; Trichosporonaceae. The record is from RefSeq and is a predicted model, not a curated record.
AUGCUUCUCUCGACUGCCUUUGUCGCCACGGCACUGUCGUAUCUCGCCUCUGCUGCUCCCGUUCGGCGCUCACUGUGGACCACCCAGACCUGCACGGGCGACUCGUCAGGAGACAUUGCCAUGGGUGCCGACAUUCCUACGGUCAUGUACUCGUACCUCACCUCUUCUAUUAAGUCUGAGCAGUAUUUCACUGGGUCAGGCAACGACUCUUCCAUCAACUAUAAGUCGCUGUGCACUAGCCAGAACGACACUUCAGUCAUCGUGGUCUCUGAGGGCGCCUCGCUCACUCUUAACAAUGUCAACCUCCUCAAGUAUGGCUACACCUCGGACCUCAACCAAGCGUCGUUCUAUGGAGUCAAUGCCAUCCUCAAUGUUGCCAACGACAGCAGUCUCACGGCCCACCAUGUCAACAUGACUGCCCACAACGGCGCUGCCGGUAUCUACUCGUACGGCACUGGUACCGUCGUCACAGCCUCCCACUCGUCAUUCUAUGCCACAGGUCCAGUGUCGCACGGCCUUUACGCUUCCGGCAACGGCACCAUCAAUGCAACCAACUUCUAUUGUGAGACUUAUGGCUACCGCUCCUCUUGCUACUCUGGCGACGGUCCUGCCGGAUACCUCACUGUCAAGGACUCUGAGGCCUUUACCUAUGGUCAUGGGUCGGCUGUCAUGUACACUUUGGGCCAGUCGUACCUGGAAAACGUCCACGGCUACGCUGACCUUUCUCCCUGGACCUUUAUGGAUGGCAACCAAGAGAUCAUCGCCACUGGGUCUGACCUCGAAGGAGGCUACCUUGCCGGCGUUGUUCUCUUCUCGUCGGGUGACUACGCAAACUGCAAAAUGAACGCUACCAACUCUAUCCUCCGUGUUCACGGUUCCAACGCCGCCGCCAUUGCUGUGGGAGGCACAGGGGCCACGAUUGGCCUCGAGUCUGUCAUCAUUCAAUCUGAGAGUGGCUUGCUCCUCGCGUCCAACACCAGCACUAUUCCCCAGUCUUUCCUUGAGUGGUCGUCGCCCGAGGACGCUGGCAAAGACAUUGACCCUGCUGGUGCUUUGGUUACCAUUACCAAGUCCAUCAUCAACGGCGACAUUGUGGCCAUCAACGGCAGCACCAUUGACUGGAACCUCCAGGAGCACUCAGCUUGGACUGGUGCUGCUGUAUUGGACAACAUUGUCGCCACUGGUGCCAUUGGUGUCUACCUCGAUGCCACCUCGUCCUGGACCCUCACCGCCGAUGCCACUCUUCAGAAUUUCACCGUCGCCAACAACGAGCUGAUCAACAUCGAGUCCAACGGCUUCAGUAUCUACUACAACUCGUCGGCGGCGGCCAACUCGUGGCUGAACGGCGCCACCAAGGCUCUCAGCGGUGGUGGAUCGCUUGCCCCGAUGUCGUGA